Eurytemora carolleeae is the source of this 1061-nucleotide messenger RNA. Its product is annotated as serine/arginine-rich splicing factor 5. Gene Ontology annotation, cellular component: ribonucleoprotein complex; cytoplasm; nucleus. The transcript is spliced from 8 exons. Gene Ontology annotation, molecular function: mRNA binding. Bases 90 to 965 code for a protein of 291 amino acids. The record is from RefSeq and is a predicted model, not a curated record. NCBI's taxonomy places the organism in Eukaryota, Metazoa, Arthropoda, Copepoda, Calanoida, Temoridae.
AGUUCACACUCAAGGAAAGUACCCUUUUCAGGAUAUCAACAAUGUAAAUGCACAGCAAAUUCAGCAUUUAACGUAUAUUUUCAGUUAAAAUGACACGAGUUUAUCUUGGAGGCAUUAGUCACAGAUGCCGUGAUUCAGAUAUUGAACAUUUCUUUAGGAAAUAUGGUAAAAUCAAGGAUAUUUCUAUCAAGAAUAAAUAUGCCUUCGUGGAUUUUGAGGAUUACCGUGAUGCAGAGGACGCAGUUUAUGAUCUUCAUAAAAAAGAAUUCAUGGGAGAAGUGGUGACGGUUGAGGUAGCCAAGGGGACACCUCAUGGUCGGGACAAGGAGAGAUGGGGCGGUGGAAGAUCUAGGUCAAGAUCUAGAUCUCCUAGACGCAGGAGAAGCAGGACAAGAUCUAGGAGUAGGAGCAGGAGUAGGAGCCGAGGGGGGCGUGGUGGUGGAGGAGGAGGAUACGGCGGAGCAGAUCGUCGGCGGCCAAUCUGGUUGGAAAAGUAUGGUCCUCCUACUAGGACGGAGUAUAGAGUUAUUGUAGAGAACCUUAGCAGCCGGGUCUCGUGGCAGGAUCUCAAGGAUUUUAUGCGAAAAGCCGGAGAAGUAACAUUUGCUGAUGCGCAUAGACAACGCAGGAAUGAAGGUGUGGUUGAGUUCUCGUCCUACGACGACGUGGAGAACGUGAUUAGGAAGCUGGAUAACACGGAGCUAAACGGCAGAGUUAUCAAGAUUAUUGAUGACAGCAGGGGCGUCAAGAAAAGGAGCAGAAGUCGCAGCAGGCGAUCCCGUUCCAGAUCUGACAGCCGAUCCCGGUCCAGGUCCAGAUCUAGAUCCAAAAAGUCCUGGUCUCGAGACCGCAAGUCCAGCCGCGACCGGAAGUCUAGUCCCGACCGGAAGUCCAGUCGUGACCGGAAAUCUAGGUCUAGGUCUGGUGGGUCCCGCAGCCCCAGAAGAAAAUCCGAUUCAGAUUAGACUUCAGCAUCGAUAUGAUGGAUGAUCAAUCAAUCAAUCAAUCGAUGAGAAGGACAUGAUCAAUCAAUCGAUGAGAAGGACGAAUUGACGAAAUCG